Molecule: messenger RNA, 1227 nt
Organism: Brienomyrus brachyistius
Lineage: Eukaryota; Metazoa; Chordata; Actinopteri; Osteoglossiformes; Mormyridae
Gene: dnajb4
Product: DnaJ heat shock protein family (Hsp40) member B4
Exons: 3
Coding region: 1-1020 (339 amino acids)
Cellular component (GO): cytosol
Molecular function (GO): protein-folding chaperone binding
Source: RefSeq, a predicted model, not a curated record
AUGGGGAAAGACUACUACAAGAUCUUAGGCAUUCAGAAAGGGGCGGCCGAGGAGGACAUCAAGAAGGCGUACAGAAAGCAGGCUCUGAAGUGGCACCCCGACAAGAACAAGGCUGCCAACGCAGAGGAGAAAUUCAAGGAGAUCGCCGAGGCAUAUGAGGUGCUCAGCGACCCCAAGAAGAGGGAGAUAUAUGACCAGUAUGGGGAAGAAGGUCUGAAGGGAGGAGGAGGCCCCGCGGAUGGCCAGGGGGGCAGCUACACCUACACAUUCCACGGGGACCCCCACGCCACCUUCGCCACCUUCUUCGGCGGGGCCAACCCCUUCGAGAUGUUCUUCGGCAGGAAGGCAGCCAGCGGGCGGGAUGACGAGGACAUGGAGGUGGACGGCGAACCCUUCGGAUCCUUCAGCAGCUUCAGCCUGAACGGCUUCCCCCGCGAGCGGCACGCCGGUGCCGGGCCGCCCCACCGCAAGCAGGACCCCGCCAUCCACCACGAACUGCGCGUCUCCCUGGAGGAGAUCUUCCAUGGCUGCACCAAACGCAUGAAGAUCUCUCGCAAGCGGCUGAACCCUGACGGCCGGACCGUGCGCACAGAGGACAAGAUCCUCACCAUCAAGAUCAAGCGCGGCUGGAAAGAGGGAACCAAGAUCACGUUCCCCCGGGAGGGCGACGAGUCGCCCAACACCAUCCCAGCUGACAUCGUCUUCAUCAUCAAGGACAAACCACACGCGCACUUCCGCAGAGAGGGAUCCAACAUCGUGUACCCGGUGCGGAUCAGCCUGCGACAGUCCCUGUGUGGCUGUUCAGUAACCGUGUCGACGAUAGACGGCAAAACGUGCAACAUGAAGAUAACAGACGUUAUCAAACCGGGCAUGAGGAGGACCAUGACGGGCCAAGGACUCCCCCUUCCCAAAAACCCGGAGCAGAGGGGCGACCUGGUGGUCGAGUUCGACGUCGAUUUCCCAGAGAACCUGACAGCUACAGAGAAGGAUGUUCUGAAACGGCAUUUACCGGCGUCGUAAGGAGGGGGCUGGAUGGAUGGACUGGUGCCGCCACACGGCCCAUGGACAGACGGUCACCCCCAGCACCCUCACAAAGAAUCUGCAAUUUAUAUUUUUAUCUAUAUGGUGUUUAUUUUUAAAAAAUUUCCUUGCAUGCUGAACAAGUCUUGGAAGUGUCAGUAAAUGUUUUCAUGUCCGGAAGUAAAAGCUCCACGUGAUCUUUCUUUA